Molecule: messenger RNA, 2727 nt
Organism: Priapulus caudatus
Lineage: Eukaryota; Metazoa; Priapulida; Priapulimorpha; Priapulimorphida; Priapulidae
Product: protein Lines homolog
Exons: 7
Coding region: 397-2646 (749 amino acids)
Source: RefSeq, a predicted model, not a curated record
UGGAACAUUUAUACUCGUGUAAGGUAUAUAGAGGGUAUAAUAAAGGGGAACGAGUAGAAGAUUGGAAAAGUGAUGACCCGAAAAUACUAAAACCAGCACUAGAAUAUGUUAGAAAGGCAUUAUCAAUUAGAGAAAGUAAAAUAAUUAAUGCUAACUUGUAGACAGAAUUUCCUUAUCUGCAGGAUUUCUCCGCACAUUCCAAGAGAAUCUGUGCCUUGUGAAAUACAAGAGAGGGACCCCAAGAUACAAGAUACAAGAUACAACCCUGUGACAAUUCGGCAUGUCACACUACUUACAAAUAUUUGGGUGCUAUUAUUAGUAACGAUCUUUGCUGGAAUGCCCACAUUGACUAUAUUUAGACACGAAGGCCACCCUUCUUUAUGAGGACCGUGAGCAAUGCUAACCAAUCUGCAGAUUGCUAAUGGAUGUAUUUGUGAUUGCAACCAAAUUGCUCUGCACAAAAUUAUGAGUGAAUUUAUUGAUGGCGAACCAUGCAAUAACAAUCAUGAAGAAACCCUUCAAAGGCUUAGUGCUAUCACAAUAGUUUUAGAGACUUUCUCGCCUUGUAAUGCAUGGACGAAUCUGAGAAAUGUUUGUGCAUCACGGAGAUGUGUUAAGACAUUGCUCACGACGCUAUGUGCUGAAAAUAGAUACAUUUCUUAUGAAUCUGAACUAGCUUCUGUGGCAGCACUAACCUCAAGUAUCAUGGGCAAAGAAGAAAUGCGAUACUUUCUUCACCAAGUUAUUCUAAAGCUGGUGCAACAAACUCAGGGAAAUUUUCAGCAAAUUAUCCUAUUAGAUGUGUUGAGUCAUUCCUUAAGCACUUGUUACUUUGAGUACAGUGAAACACGUUGUCUUCCUCAAACCUGUCCAACUGCCAGACAACAUCCGGUGAGUCACAAAGAAUCGCUAACUAAAUCAGAUAUUUUGCAAGAAAUUCUAUUGGUCUUGGAUCAACACUGGCACAAACUUGUUGAGGUGUUUGCUUCAAGAUCUGCCAGUGAGUUGCAGAAUGAGAAUCUGACUCUAGCCUGGUUGUCGCUAUGGAUACGUGUUCUAGAAGCACAGAGAAAGUUAGCAGUGGAAGAGUGUGGGAAAGAUGGUAAGCACACGUGUUCAGAGUAUUUGUCUUCUCAUCCCAGUGUUGCAGUGAACAUGCUAAAACGCUCUAUUUCGAGACUAGUGUGGACGCGUAUGUUGGAGUUAAUGCUCUUAUCACUAGCACUCGACAUGUACGACUGCCAUCAGCUGGCUAUUGAGAUUUUCCAAUUUUUCCAUGAUGGUACUGAUCAUAUGCCAGACACAACUGUGGUAGCUGGCUUUGUUGGUCCCAACCUUAGUACAGGCCGAGCCUGUAAAGUGGUGGAUUUGACUAGAACUGUGAAAGACUGCACCAGUGUUCAUAAAGAUGCCAGGAAAAGAAAGCACUGCAAUUGGGAUGGCCUUUCAGGCGGAGACAGUGCAGCCGUAGUUGCCAUUAAAACACCCAAGACUCGGCCAAUAGGUGUCAGCACAAUCAUGCGCAAGUUUGUUCUUCUAAUUGUGAAGUCAGCCGUCCUGGUGCUACAAACAAACAGAGAAGAAGUGGCUUUGAUGAAAACGUCUUCAUCGAUGUUCAAAAUGGUCAUCGCCUUGCUAAGUAGACAUAGACUGGUGGUUAGACCUAAUAGCUGUAGUUGGGUACAGCAACUGUAUGGAGACCAAGAUGAUGAGCUCAUAGAUAUGAUGAUGGAAUUACUUAAGUUGUACACUUUUAUGGCUCCUGCACACAGUGAGGUGACAGAUGCUAUGAGCCCCCAUAUAAUCUUCUCCCAGUUUCUAGAGAUGAUAUCAUUCGAUCACCAAGUGCUGCUUGACCUGCUCAUCUCAAAUGAGACGAACUUCUUAGAAUAUCUGACCAGGUAUCUCAGGUUAGUCAGCAAUGAUCGCGAGUCAUUCUUCGGCCACUUGUCGGCGGUCAACGGUUACCGACGUUGCUGCCCAGGGCUCUCGGUUCUCAACGCUUGGCGUGGAAUGAGGCUGCCUGCUUCCACAGCUCCAUCGCCAGCAGAACGUGAGGCUUUAUGCAAUCAAGCAUCGGGACAUUUCAGCUGUGCUGCGACAUGUCACGAUGAAAGCAGUGAGCAUGGAGAGACUCCCUUGCUCGUUAGGCUGUGUGCCUACUCCGACUCAGAUGGUUCUGAUGUGGAGGCGGACGUGGACUCAGCCACAUCGUUGCUGCAAGAGACUCACAGUCAGACGAAAAAUCUGCUGUUAAACACUCAUACUGUGAUAUCAAACGAUUCCGAAGAUGUCGGUCCAAAUAUAGGUUUCUAUCCAGCGAAGACAAUCGCAGGCAAUGCUGCAUGCACCACUGAGUGCAAUGAUCAUGUAAUUCACCAAUAUUGCUCCACACUUGCCAGCAAGAAGAUGGACGAAAGGGAAAAAAACUAUGCAAAAAAAGGAAUGCAAAAGGAACAGACACAUGCUGAAAUGAGCGACAGCAGCCAUGCAUGUUUGAGGGAUACUGCCUGCCAGGGUGUUGAGCAGCAUGUUGUAAACACCCUGAAGAAAUUGCUGAUUUCUGUCGAAAGGUUGCAGAAACGUGGGCUCUUUCCAUAUCAUGCGGGACCCCUCUGCAGGCGGCUGGCUAAUGUGUGCAAAUGAUUAGGCCCAUGUUCUUGUAUGCUCUGGUGUGUGACCGAUAGAGUAAUUGCUCACAUUAUUAAAAAUCAAUUCUGACUUGGG